AUGAAAAUACCUUUCGGAAACAACCCACAGGUCAAAUCACGGCUUCACAUAGUCAUCGGCUCUCUGAUUUUCUUGACGCUUGUUCUCACCAUUGCACGUCUAGCCCUCAAGGGCACACCGUCGUCCCGAGCGAACACAUGGGGCAUUGCGGUAUGUCUCAAGGCAGCGGUUUUCCUUUCCUAUCAGGUCUUAACAGCUCGUGUCGAGCGACUUAAGCAAUGGGCCAGUUUGAAGGCGAACAUGAUACUCGACAUCAUUGACACCGUCUUUUGGUUCGCCUUGGUCAUCAUUACUAUCAUGGCAACUGCAGGCUCACAUAGUACUGGUAGUCAAGCACUUGGCGUGAUCAUUGCUAUGCUAGCAUUUGCUCUGUUUGGAUUUGUUGGGUUACUCUCGUUGAUUUGUAUACGGGACCACAGAUACUAUAAAGUGCAUGGCCGCCUGCCUGGAAUGACAUAG
Molecule: messenger RNA, 459 nt
Organism: Penicillium canescens
Lineage: Eukaryota; Fungi; Ascomycota; Eurotiomycetes; Eurotiales; Aspergillaceae
Exons: 3
Coding region: 1-459 (152 amino acids)
Source: RefSeq, a predicted model, not a curated record